UAGGAAACGUCAAAACUCGGCCGCUGAGGGGGCUGCAGCUUGAGGCUCUGAGUUCGGAAGGAUCCGGUACGUUUCUGGGAUUCACCCCCUCCUCACCUCCACCGGUGUGAACAAGUGAAGUUUGAACCGGCUUCUCCAUGGCCUGGGCGCCCGUUCCCGGCUGAGUCGUUUUCUUUUUGGCUGAGGCCCCCGCCCAGAGGCCGAUUCGUCGCGGCGGCGGUGGGAUCGCAGGUCGCUCAGGCUUGCAGAUGGGUCAGGGGCUGUGGAGAGUGGCCAGAAACCAGCAGCUACAGCAGGAAGGCUACGGUGAGCAAGGCUACCUCAGCAGAGAGCAGAGCAGGAGGGUGGCUGCCAGCAACAUGUCUCACACCAGUCAUCGCAAACACGUCCAGGGGGGCAUUGACAUAUAUCAUCUUCUGAAGACAAGAAAGUCUAAAGAACAGGAAGGAUUCAUUAAUUUGGAAAUGCUGCCUCCCGAACUAAGCUUUACCAUCUUGUCCUACCUGAAUGCAACCGACCUCUGCUUAGCUUCCUGCGUUUGGCAGGACCUGGCCAAUGAUGAACUUCUCUGGCAAGGGCUGUGUAAAUCCACUUGGGGUCACUGUUCCAUUUACAACAAGAACCCACCUCUAGGAUUUUCUUUCAGAAAGUUGUACAUGCAGCUGGAUGAAGGCAGUCUCACCUUUAAUGCCAACCCAGAUGAGGGAGUGAACUACUUUAUGUCCAAGGGCAUCCUUGAUGAUUCACCAAAGGAAAUAGCAAAGUUUAUCUUCUGUACAAGGACACUAAAUUGGAAAAAACUGAGAAUUUAUCUUGAUGAAAGGAGAGAUGUCUUGGAUGACCUUGUAACGCUGCAUAACUUUAGAAAUCAAUUCUUGCCCAAUGCACUGAGAGAAUUUUUUCGUCACAUCCAUGCCCCUGAAGAGCGUGGGGAGUAUCUUGAAACACUUAUAACAAAGUUCUCACAUAGAUUCUGUGCUUGUAACCCUGAUUUAAUGAGAGAACUUGGCCUUAGUCCUGAUGCUGUCUAUGUACUGUGCUACUCUUUGAUUCUACUUUCCAUUGACCUCACUAGCCCUCAUGUGAAGAAUAAAAUGUCAAAAAGAGAAUUUAUUCGAAACACCCGGCGUGCUGCUCAAAACAUUAGUGAAGAUUUCGUGGGGCACCUUUAUGACAACAUCUACCUUAUUGGCCAUGUGGCUGCAUAAAAGCACAAUUGCUGGGACUUCAGCUUUUAACUGCAAACUAAAGCUACCCAAGGACCUAUUUAGCAGAUAUGGGAGUGACAUUAGUGCUGGUCAUUCUAGCCUCUGUAUACAAUCAAGCUUGAGUGUACAACCUUUUUCCUUUUACUCUUUUCUUUUUAGUGACUUCUUUGGGGAACUAAAGAAUUUUGCAGAAUUUUUCUUAAUUUUGCUUAUCAUGUUUUGCACAAAGCAGAGCCAUUGUCUGACACAGCUGUUUAAGAAUGUUAAACUGACGUUAUACUCUAAAAAAGAUGGGAUAUUUGUGCAUUAGAUUUUGCCUGAAACUUUAUUCAUUUCCAUUCUUUUUUAAAAUACCAUGUAAUAUGUACAUAUUUAACUAAAAAUUUAUAAUCAUAAUUAUUUUAUUGUAAAGAUUUUGACUAAAGCCUUUCCUUUUUCUCUCAAACUGAGUUCUGAAAUUUAUUUGAUAAGAAAGUAUGACUGUCUUCAUAAAACUUGCAUCUAACCUGGAUAGAAACCGAUACCAGCUUCUCUUUCCAGUCUUUGAAGAGUAUAUUUGUCUCUAUGCAAAACAAGCACUUAUUUUUACAACAUAAAUUCAUCACCUGACUUCAUUUUUAAAAUUUCUGCCUUAGUUAAGUCUGAAGUCCUUUAAACCGUAGCAAAACACAUUAAAAUCUAAGGUUUCCACACAUAAGAACAAAAUGCUGUUAGAACUUAUAUCCAAAGUAAUUAGUCAGACCUUACUAUUCUUCUAAUUGUGAUGAUUUCAGCUCAGAAUCAGCUGGGAAAGGAAUCUUGUGAAUGAUAGAAACUGUCUUUAUUCGCUCAUUCAGUAAAUAUUUAUCAAGGCCUUCCAUGUGCUAAGGGACUUUUAGGCUGGUAGCAAACAAUUUCUAGGGUCUUCCCAGGUAGUACAAUGGUUAAGAACCUGCCAAUGCAGGAGACUUGGGUUUGAUCCCUGAGUCAAGAAGAUCUCCUAGGGAAGGAAAUGGGAACCCACUCCAGUAUUCUUGCCUGGAAAAUCCCAUGGACAGAGGAGCCUGGCGGGCUAUAGUCCAUGGAAUCACAGGAGCACGACUGAGCACACACACACACACAAUUUCUAAGAUUCCAAAGCAAAUAUCUAAUUAUGUUUCACACGUAUGUAAGUUUGAAUUCCACGACAAAAUAAUUCCAAUAAAUGUCUUUAUAAAUGCCUCAUCCAUGUAAACCAAACCCAUAUCUGUCUUUUUACAAGCUGUUCUUUCUGUGAUAUCCUUUACCGUUUUUUGUAUCUAAGGUCCCCCUACUAUCAUCUAAGAUCCACUUCAAAUAUAAUUUCUUGGUCAAAGCUAUAAAAGACUGUCUCUAUCAUAUAAUAUAUACCACUGGUGUUAAUUAAUUUUCUACAUGUCCAACUUCUUUAUCAAACUGUAGUCUUACUAAUGUCAAGGAUUACUGCUAGUCUGUCUAUUCUGUUAGAUUCUGUUCUAAGGCUUGAACUAAGCAAGUGGUAAAGGACUUAGUGAGGAAGAAAAAGUUUUUAAAAACACACAACUGAAAAUUGAUAGGAUUUAGUGAUUUGGAAGAUAAGUUUCUAAUAUGAGGAUCUGCUUAUUCCAUUAUCAAAGGUAACUAGUAGGAAAAGCAACGAGUGGAAUGAAGUGGAAAAGAUAAUGAUUCUAAUUUGGGGAUGUCUUGAAUUUGAAAGUAUCAAUAGAACAUUGAAGCUAAAGAAUAAGACUAGAUAUGUAAGUUUGAGGGUAAUUAGAAUUUGGAGUAUGCUACCCAGUACUCUUGCCUGGAAAAUCCCAUGGACGGAGGAGCCUGGUAGGCCCCAGUCCAUGGGGUCGCUAAGAGUCGGACACGACUGAGCGACUUCACUUUCACUUUUCACUUUCAUGCAUUGGAGAAGGAAAUGGCAACCCACUCCAGUGUUCUUGCCUGGAGAAUCCCAGGGACAGGGUAGCCUGGUGGGCUGCCAUCUAUGGGGUCGCACAGAGUCGGACACGACUGACGCGACUUAGCAGCAGCAGCAGCAGCAUACAAGGUGAAGCAUGAAGUCCGAAAACAAAGGUUUGUAAAAACUGUAGAAAGACCAGGGAAUAAUGGAAUCCCAAGAGCUAGGGAUUCAAGAAGGAUGCUGAGCUUUGCAUGUGCUGCAGCCCAAGUAGAUUUGUUUUUCCAUUUACACCUAGGCCUUUUUUGAGUAUACCUUCUCCACUUGGGGCUGAGUUCUUUGAGACUAGAAAAUAAUGGUAGUGCUAAUGGCUUUUAUAUUGUCUCUGGCCAAAUACCUCCUUGUUCAGUGUGUAAUCUGAACUCUGCUGAAACCAGUAACAGUACUUAUGGUCCUCUGCAACUCAGACCUGUCUACACUUUCCUUCCCAGUAAGGGCUCUGCUGUUUCAAGCCCAGAAUACACCAUACCAACUAUGCGCUGCCCGUGCCUCCCUCCUAUACACCAUCACCACUUACACUUUAACAUGCAGUACGAGCUAUAUUAAGAAAAGCAAAGGGAGAAUAUGCUUGAAAACUUUCAGAGCCGUCCAAAUUUACCUCCAUCAACAGGGUUUUUUUCUAACAUUAUUCUGUCCAAGCUAACAAUCUCUAAUCUCAUCUGUUCUACUUUCUCUCUGGAAAGCUUGUAAUCCCUCACUAUUUACCUGUUGAGAUGUUAAUUGCCCUUCAAAGUCCCCUCAUACUUUUUGCCUCCAGGGCAGCUUUCUCAAUUCUUGCAGGUGGGAAUUGUAUUCUUAGAUCUCCCUCAAUACCUAACAUAGACCUUGGCCUGGAAGCAGUUUCUCAAUAAACCCAAAAGUGUAUUAUUCUAGCCCUGGUUUAGUUUCUAUCUAAGUAUACAGAAAGAUGGCUUUACUGUUUGCAUUUCAAAAAAAUGCAUCCAGACUUUUCAGGUGUACCCAUUUUACAAAUCAGGAUGUAUUAGAGUUAAAAUAAUGCAGAUCCAACCAGUAUACUGUUCUAGUGAACAUUUUCUUAAAUAUUACUAUUAAUCAUGUAAUGAACUGGCUAUGGUUUCUUUUCAAGCAUUGUAAGUGAAUAUGUCUACUUUAGGAAAGCAUCCUAAGGAAAUAAUCCAAAAUAGAGGAAGAGCAGUAGGUACAGUCUUUGUCACAUCAUUGUUUUAAUACAAAAGGAAAAGUAACAAUUGGAAUGCCCCAAACUUGUGGCUGUUCUAACAAAUAAUAAAUAUUUAAGUUUAUACUAGACACCAGAAACUAAGGACUGGUCAAGUAGACCAGAACACAUCCUCAAAAAAAAAAAAAGAACACAUCCUCAUAACUAUGAUGCCAUGAUGUUAAUAAUGUGUUAGCAGUUGUAAAUUAUGGUAAAUAUUUAAAAGGAUAUUGAAUUACAUAUAAACACACACAUUACAAUUACUAUGUAAAACAAAGCAAAAGCCUAUGACUGAAAAGAACAGAUUGGCACACAAUAUACCAAAAUAGUAUGGAUAAUGAAAUUUUUAAAAUUUCUUCUUUCAAAUGUUCUUAAUGGUCAUGUAUUUUAGACAGAACAAAAUAAAUUCUUUAAAGUAUUCAGAAAAUGAUAGAGUGUUCCUAAUUUGGCUAGUAGAGUUUCCCUUCAUAAUGUUUCCAUGCAUUUUUAUUCAAAACUUGUUUUAUUUUUAAAAGACACUUG
Molecule: messenger RNA, 4849 nt
Organism: Dama dama (fallow deer)
Lineage: Eukaryota; Metazoa; Chordata; Mammalia; Artiodactyla; Cervidae
Gene: FBXO8
Product: F-box protein 8
Exons: 6
Coding region: 249-1208 (319 amino acids)
Biological process (GO): regulation of ARF protein signal transduction
Molecular function (GO): guanyl-nucleotide exchange factor activity; protein binding
Source: RefSeq, a predicted model, not a curated record